CUAAGGUUUCCACCUUCCAGCCUUCUUCCCAUUCACCAAUGCACUAGCAAUUUCUGGAGCCUAUCACAAAUCCGGCUGCAGUCAUCCUUAUGAAGUGUACAAAAUCUGAAGCUGCACCCUCUCAGCGUCGUCCCAGAGUAGGGAAAAAGAACGGCCAAAUGCCAAUGCUGAGUACUGGACGAUGCACCGUUGACCUUUCUGGGCAGGAAGAAGAUGGCGCCCUGCAAUUUUGCCAAGUGGGUGGGCGCUUAAAAAGUAUGAAAGGAUUUUUUUAAAAAAAUGAAAAACCAAAACCGAUUGUUUGCUAAGAAAGAAAGUGUAUUUACUGUUUUGCAAGAAACCACCUUAACGUUAAACAAACGAGGAAAAGAGCGCGCGCGUCGUCUUCCGUAGGGCUGGCUGCGCCUCGACGGGGCCAAAGUCCCCUUGUCAGGCCUAGCGCGGUAGCAGCAACGUUGGCCGGACGGGUGCUUGCUUUGCCGUCUGGGAUCCUGGCUCCCGUCCCGUUCGCCUUCUGGCAACCUGGCGGGGUGCCCGGGGUGGAGCGGGGCAGGUGAGCUGAGCCGCGACGGCGCGGCAGGCGUGUCCCGGGCGGGGAGGGCGGCCCAUCCGACUAACCCCCCGCCCGGCGCGUCCGCUCGGCCAGUGCUAGCCCGCCAGCCUCCCCCGACGGUCUUCCAGCCAGCAGCCAGCAUGUACGGCGUCCAGCAACAGAUCCAGCCGACGCCUCUGCCGCCGUUCGCCCGGCCGCAGCCUCCCUGCUAUGAGCCGCCGGUCCCCUGCUACGCGCCGCCCCCGCAGGCCCCCUCCCGGCCCUGCUUCGAGCCCUGCGGCCCGCCGACGAUCUCCAGGCCUCUGCCAGUCCAGACGUGUCCGGCCCCAAAGCCGGUGGUGACUUCCAGGCCCUGCUUCGAGCCCUGCGGCCCGCCGACGCUACCCCGCCCGCUGCCCCCUCAGACGUGCCCGGCUCCGCUCCCGGCCGCGUUGCCCCGCGCCCGGCAGAACCGGCCCGCGCCGCUGCCCUUGCAGUGCCAGCCUUGCCCGGAGCCGCUGCCCUUGCAGAGCCAGGACGGCUGCAACAGCGGAGGCAGCGUGGUGUACGAACGCGUCCGGACUUACAGCAGCCCCGGCGGGAAACGUGUGCAGCAGCUCCUGGACCCUCCCAACGGUUGCUCGCCCCGGCCGUGCUCCCCCUUCGAGACCAGCCCGGGUUACCAGCAUGUCAUCUGGAGCAGCGACCCGCCGCUGCAGGAAGUCUCAUCUCCAUCCUUGAAAUUGUCUCCUUAUUCCCAAGGCUCUGUCCGGAGGGUUAUAUUAGAGAAUCCUGGCCAGGAACCUCUGUCUCCACUUCUGAGAGAUGGAAAUAAGGUGAUAUAUGAAAAGACAAUCAGGAAAUAUGAGCUGCUAAAUCCAGAUCAGGAAAAGCAGUACCAAUUUGGCCUCCAGCACACCCAACCCGACCAGUGCCAAAUCAGCCAACCAGUGGAACAUGUCCAAGUGGUCCAACAAUGCCAGCAAUCCCAGAUGGGCAAUCCCUAUGACAUCACUCCAAUCUGUGUCAAUGACGUCGGAAAUGGGAACGUGAAGAAGGUCACCAUUCAGACCUAUGAACCAGUGAAAUGCAUUAAUGAGAUAAAUGACCAGCUGGACUGUCGAUACUUUGGCGAGCUGCUGGCAGAACUGCACCACAAGAGCAGCAACCUCUACAGCUGUUUGCUGCAGCAUGUCGAAAAGCUAGGCGGAAGGAGAUGUGAAAUUGACUGUCUAAGUCAAACGGAAGAUAUUGAGAGUUUGAUUCCUAAAGGGCUUUCGGAAUCAACAAAGCAACAAAUCCGAUAUCUCCUGGAGAUGAGAGUAACAGCUGAUAAGUCAAUAAGACUUGUCCUUGCUACGUUCAAUAACCUUCGAGAGGAGCUUGUCCAUCUUCAGGAUGAUUUAGGGAAUCUGGAAAUGAACAAAGGGUUGCUUGAGAAAGACCUGGUUUUUAAAGAGGCUCAAGUAAAGGAGUAUGAAGCACUCUUGGCAUCGGUGCGAGAGAAUAAUCGCCAACAGCAGCAAGCCCUCAGAGAGUACACUCUGAAAUGCCGCUCACUGGAAGAACAGCUCCUUUCUCUUCGGCACAACGAUGGAGACCGAGAGUUCCGGCUGAAAGACCUGGAAUACAGCAAGCGAGCCUUGGAGCAAGAACUGCAGAAUCUGAGACUCCAGGCUUCCUCUAAUCCUCUGGGCCAGACUACCACUGAUGAACUAUCCAGCCGCUACGUGGAGAUGAUCAACCAGCUUAGGGAGGAUAAAGACAGGGAGAUCCGCAGCCUGAGGUCCCAGGUAUGUGAAUUCCAACGGGACUUUUCAAGGAAGCAAGGAUGUGAUGUUGACCUCCAGAUGAGGCUGCAGGACUUAAUCGUGAAGCUGGAAGAGCGAGAGGCUUCCAUUAAGCAGCUGGAAGAGGAACUCUUCAGGUUGAGGCAAGAAAAACUAGCAACCAAUUCAUCCCAAGGAAUAACAAAGACAAUCAUCACUAAAAAGUACAGGAAUCAGUACCCCAUCCUUGGACUCUUGUCUGAUGACUACAAUGUCACAUCAUCACCCGUCAAGGAAUCACAGACAAUUGUAAUUGAAAAAACUGGAGAAGUGUGGAAGCAGGAAUGAAUAAGCCCUCCCCGGAUAAGUCAGAGGAGUUCGUCUGAAAACGAAUGAUGUUACAUUAUUUUUCUGCUUGGUUUUUUCCCCUGUUCCCCCCCCCCCUGUUGCUUCAAGCCUGAAACUCAUAACAGUCAUGGUUGGAAGAAAAGCAUUACCAGCAUUACCUGACUGGUGUAGAUGGGUGGGACGGUGAAGACUUGGCUUUGACUGUUCAAACGAGUGGUUUUCAAAUUUUCUUCCUUUAGUCUGAAUCAUGUCAGCUCAUCAGCUGAGAAACUCUGGUGUGUGUUGAAAAGGAGUAUGAGGCGCAUGGUAGGGUGUAUAGAGUUCAUGCAAGGGACUGGCUAGACUUGUUUGUCGUCCCCAUUGACCAAUGGGAACUGAGAAUGUGACCUAGAAAACACCCAGUCCUCUCCUGGUGCUGCCCACUGCAAGGAGAUCAGUAGCACUGCAUAAACAGUUUUCCAGGAAAGCUCAUAGCAGAUGCUCUGCUACUGAGUUAUGAACCAGUCUUCUUACUGAGGGCUGCUAAAUGUAAAUGUACUGCCUUCAAGUCAAUUCCGACUUAUGGAGACCCUAUGAAGAGGAUUUUCACGAGGCUGAGAGGCAGUGACUGGCCCAAGGUUACCCAGUGAGCUUCAUGGCUAUGUGGGGAUUUGAACCCUGGUCUCCCAGGUCAUAGUCCAACACCUUAACCACUACACCACGCUAGUGUUCCCUAAAAUGCAGUUUGACAGCCAUUAUAGUACACCGUCUAUUUGAUGGAUAAUUUUUUUCCAUAUAAUCUCACUAACAAUUACUGUCCUUUUCAAAACCAGGCACGCAUUCAUGGUGAUAACUGUUGUUAUGCUUUGACUAAAGUCCCCUUUAAAGAGUUCAGGUGUGCCACUUUUGAAGUCUAACGUCUGUAGUUGAUUUUGUCACAUUGCAGUGUAAGGUCAAAGUGGCAAAACUGAACAAUCAAGGUGGAGAUGUAUAUAGCAAACCUGCUUGUAUGCUUUCUGUGGUGUAAAGGGUGGGGGGAAUCUAACAUGUUGGGAAAGUGAAUUGACUAGAAAGGCGGCUGUUCGGUGUAUACGCUGUGGUCAGUGUAAGUUGGAGAUUAUUAAGGGGUGCCAUCCAGAGCAAAUUAGAUGAUGUCUUGGAAAUGGUGUGAUGACCCAGUUGAUUUUGAGCUCACCACUACUCUGCUGGUUUGCGUGACCACAUUGGGGGGCUUUUCCUUCCAUAAAAGUCAUACCAUGUUCUCCUCGAGCUAAUGGUGGUGAGGAGCAACUCCUCCAAAACACCUGCACAGAUGUAGCUUAAUAAUGGUGGAUAGAGGGCCACUGAUGCGUUCACAGACAACGUGUAUUAACUAUGCACUUAAGACUCACUGAUUUUUCAAUGGGCUGUAUGUGCAUGUAUCUUCCUCUGGAUCGCGCUCAUUAUAAAUGAAAAACUUGCGAGGUGCCAUUGCGGGAAGGCUGCAAACAACUUUCUCAGAAUCAGCCUAGUGAUUUGGUGUUAAACACUCAUAGUGGUGCAUCUGCCAAAAUAACAUCAUGUUCUCUGAUGCCACACUGGUGUUGCCGCUAGUAUUCUUGCAAUUGUUUAGCCUUUCCAUAAGGCCAAUGGGUGUUAAGCACAGAAUGUGGAAUUGAUAAGUCACUACUGCUAUGGUCACUCUUCCAAGGGAAUGAGAGCACCAAUUAAAAAAAAAAGCAAUAAUGAUAAUGUGCUUUGGAGGGAUGUGGCAGGUGAUUAAUAUUACAGGACAGCUCUUCACGGACUAAUCUUUUAAGCAACUAUUAUCACAUUUGUUUUACCAAUUGUGAGAAGUAUUUUCUCAAUAUUGCAUCAUUUCCUGUUUUGCAUGUAUAGCCUUUUUUUCUUCUUCAGCCCUCUAUACUGACCCCCCACCCAGUUUUGUCCAGUAAAGCUGUUUUGUUAACAAAAUAACAACAAUUUUACCCUAAAAAUAAAAUCCUGAAACUCUGGAUCAGAACCUACAAAAUCUUGUAUGCUCUUACUGGGACAGCAAUUCCCAUUCAACUUGUGGGACUGACACCUGAGUAAAUAUGGAGAGGAUUAAGCUGAAUGUCAGUGACAGUUGCAUUUUUAGAAUUUAGCUUUGAUGAACUGAAAAAAAGAAAUAGCUGAAUGUCUCUGAACAUCAAGAUUUCAAAGCAAUUUGAAAUUUUCAUGGAAAUUAAAUUUCCAGAGUGGUGGAUGGUUUCUUUUUUUUAUGUGAGAAAGCCUGCCUUGGAAAAAGAGCUAGGGGCUAUUUUUAUUAUUCAUGAGGCAAUUAAUUAAUUGGGGAAUUGUUAGUGCUAUGACCACAAAAUGUUCCUGAGUUGCUUCUGCUAAAACAGCAGAAUGUAAAGACAGCAAAAUGGAGAGGUCUUGGUAAAGCUUAGUGUAGAAGUUCCUGCAAGCGAUAGGUCACAAUGGCCCACUUUGCACACCGCAUUUUAAUCAUAGUUUAUUUAAAACUGUGGUUUUAACACGAGUGAGCAGCGUGCUCAUGCACACUGCUCAAAAGUUGCCGAGUCAUUGCUCCCCCACCGAUAUCUGUCCUACAACAGGAGGGAAACAAACCAGAGACUGUCUUUGGGUUAUGUGCAAGCCAGUGCUCAUGGCUUGUUUUUGCCCAAACCAACCACGACUGAGAAGCCAAGGUUUGUUCUUGGUUUUCUGAUCAUGGUUUGGGGGAAAUAAGCCAUGAGCACUUGUUCACAUAUACUGCUCUGUCUCCUUCCUGGCACAGCAGAAGGUUAACAGCGGGUGGAGCGACUCAGGAACUUCACACGCAAUCAGUUUAAACUGUGGCUUAGGGUAGCAUGUAAACCAUCUCCGUUUCUGAUCCACACUUGGCACAUGCUUUUCCCGCCCCUUAUGUUUGUAUUCCCAGGCAAGCAGCAAAAGACACGUUGAUCCACCUCUGGUGGGCUUCCAUUUACGGUUUGUGGACUGCCAUCAGAACUUGCAUUGGCAUACUUUUUGGUACAAUGAAGGCAUUUUAGAAAUAAAAAAAGAUGAGAGGGGAAUAAUCGGUGUAAGAAAUAAAGUAUCAGAUCUUAUUUCACAUCAAGAAGGUUUCCAUUAGAAAUGAACUGGGCAUUUUCUGUUUUUCCAGAAUAAACUUUGAAGCUCAUCUCUCUGUUGUUGUUUUUUAAAUAUUGGCUUCCCAGAUUUCAGCAAAGUAGAGGCUCACCCAAGGAGCAAAGUCAACUGGGAACCCUAUGAAACAAACAUAAAUUGGGCAAGCACGUUUGGCACACUUCCCCAUCAUUUUACUAGAACAUUGGCUGGAGAUGUUCAGUUUUGUGGCUAAAAAUUGUGCAGAGGUGGUGUUGGUUAUGCAGCUACAAAAUAUCACUUUGUUAGGUUUCUGUAAGGAUUUACUUUGUGGGUAUGUGGGCUCUCCCUCCUCUUUCUUUUCUCACAGCCUGGUGGAUGGUGGCCAUCUUGGAGUCAACACAUGCAGCCUGUAUCUGUAUCAAUAAGCCCUUACAGUUUACAGGGGCAAACCUGCCUAUAUAUUUGUUAAAAUAAAAUAAAGAUAUGUGAAAACAUGA
Rhineura floridana is the source of this 6203-nucleotide messenger RNA. RefSeq names its product POF1B actin binding protein (gene POF1B). Gene Ontology annotation, biological process: actin filament organization; bicellular tight junction assembly; epithelial cell morphogenesis. The coding region runs from base 694 to 2649 and encodes 651 amino acids. NCBI's taxonomy places the organism in Eukaryota, Metazoa, Chordata, Lepidosauria, Squamata, Rhineuridae. The record is from RefSeq and is a predicted model, not a curated record. Gene Ontology annotation, cellular component: actin filament; adherens junction; bicellular tight junction. Gene Ontology annotation, molecular function: actin filament binding. The transcript has 16 exons.